AUGAGAUUGAUUACUGCUUUGAAAAUUGUAGCAUCUAUAAUAUUUAUACGGAUACACAAUCGUCCUAAUGCUGCGUAUACUUCGGGUAAUAACAUACGAGGCCCAUACAAUAUUAAAGUAAGGUCUGGAAUAAUAUUCCAAAGAUUACUUACAGAACAAAAAUUUCAGAAAGGACUGGAUGAAUCAAAAUUAAAGAACGCAAUAUCAAAAAAUAAUUCGUAUAAAAAUGUAAAAUACACUUCAGAUGAUUUAGGAGUGUGUGCGCGAUUACAGGAGAGUGAUUAUUUCAAUGAUUUGGAAAUUUAUAAAGAGAAGUUUAAGCAUAAAUAUGCUAAAUGGAAAGGUUUAAAAAGACUAGAUGGUUAUUUUGAAAAAAAAUAUAUUUGAUAAUAUUGAUAGAAUACGUAAACAGCAGCAAGGGGUGGACAUUUAUAAUAGAAAAGUAAUAAAGAAUAUAAUUAAAAAGAGGGACAUACUAAUUAUUGUUAUAUCCCCAAUUUCAUUGAUCGUAUUAUUACCAACUAUAAUUAUAACCGUGCUCAGUUUAGGAUUAUAUACACACAUUUUUACCAUAUAUGGUAUUCUUCUCUUAAUAUUAACAUGCACAUUUUCAUUCUCGGUCAUUUAUACCAUGAUAAAAACGGCAAAAUAUUGUAGAUUAGAAGCUGGAAGGGGCAAACUUAAAUUUAAGGAAUAUUGUGCGCUUUGUAAAGAUAUAUUUUUUCCUUAA
Plasmodium coatneyi is the source of this 730-nucleotide messenger RNA. RefSeq lists its product as uncharacterized. The record is from RefSeq and is a predicted model, not a curated record. NCBI's taxonomy places the organism in Eukaryota, Apicomplexa, Aconoidasida, Haemosporida, Plasmodiidae. The transcript is spliced from 2 exons. The coding region runs from base 1 to 387 and encodes 128 amino acids.